AUGGCUCAAUCGAAAGGCAAACGAGAACGGGCGGUCAGCGAGGGAAAUGUCUACAUCCAGGCGACGUUCAACAAUACGAUCGUGACGAUAACCGAUCUGAUGGGCAACGCGGUGUCGUGGGCUUCGGCGGGAUCCCUCGGGUUCCGCGGUGCGAAGAAAUCCACGCCGUUCGCGGCGCAGACCACGGCCGAGACCGCCGCGCGAAAGGCGAUGGAUUACGGCCUCAUGGAGGUCAACGUGUUCGUCAAGGGUCCCGGCGGCGGCGGCGAGUCGGCCGUACGAUCGCUCGGGGCGCUUGGCCUGCGGGUCCGCACCAUCCGGAACGUGACGCCGAUUCCACACAACGGCUGUCGGCCGCAGAAGAAGCGGCGGGUGUAG
Messenger RNA from Geodia barretti, 378 nucleotides. NCBI's taxonomy places the organism in Eukaryota, Metazoa, Porifera, Demospongiae, Tetractinellida, Geodiidae. The record is from the annotation of a GenBank genome assembly.